Molecule: messenger RNA, 3312 nt
Organism: Aspergillus sclerotioniger CBS 115572
Lineage: Eukaryota; Fungi; Ascomycota; Eurotiomycetes; Eurotiales; Aspergillaceae
Product: forkhead domain protein
Exons: 1
Coding region: 1-3312 (1103 amino acids)
Biological process (GO): regulation of ribosomal protein gene transcription by RNA polymerase II
Cellular component (GO): nucleus
Molecular function (GO): DNA-binding transcription factor activity; sequence-specific DNA binding; protein binding
Source: RefSeq, a predicted model, not a curated record
AUGUCGUCGUCGCAGACCAUGACAGCGUCUGCGGUGGGCCAUCGUCCUCCGGAUGCUGCGCCAAACAUGUCGUCCGUGUACGACUACCCUCGCUCCCAGCAGCAACCUGGCGACCAACCGCACCCCUCCCCGCCCAGCGACUCCGCAAUCCGCCCUCUGCACGAUUCUGCCCCCGACUCUCCUCCCAAUGGCCUGCCCUCCCUGCCUUCCACCACCCCUCUUGUCAAGUCCGAACCCGGCGACCACGAUUCCCCCCAUUCCCUGCCCGCCGCUCCAGACUCCCAGUCCGAUUUCCGCCGCCAAUCUGCCGCCAGUGCUCUGCUGGCCCAACUGCUCGGAAACCAGUCCUCGGCCGACGGUCUUGGACCCGAGGAUCAUCCAAUGCCGCAAGCUCAUGACGGGACGGAUCAUCCCCAAAACAACGGUCACGAUAUGAAGGGCCAAUGGCACAUCGAUUCGACGUCAGUAUCCCCGGCGAUACCUGCGGAUUCGACCAACGGAGGCUUGGAUCAAUUUCCGCCGGGAUCGACUGAACCGCUGGCUCUUCACCAGCAAGAUGAGAAAAACUCCGAUCAACAUCCCGUCUUGUCUUUUUCGCACCCAGAUCACGAUGAGGGUAUGGCAAUAAGGGAGACCGAUGCUGUUGAAGGCCUGACAGACCCAUUAUUGUUCGCGAAAUCGAGUCUAGACCACUCGGACCUCUUCUCCCCCUUCGAUAUCACGGCGGCUCCCAAGACCCCGUUCGAGGCAUUACAACAAAAUGAGAUGCUCACCGCGGCUUAUCUGUCGCAAGGCGCCGAUUUAUCCGCCCUUGGAUAUACUGGUGGACAUUUAUCUCACGAUAUCGCCGGCUCGGUCGCUGGGUCUGAGCCCCGGAUCCAGGCAUUUGCGAAAUUGGAAUUCGAUGACGGUCACUUCUAUUGCAAUACAUAUUCUUUUAUCCUUGGGCGUGAUGUACGAGCUGCCCGGGCCGCGCAUCAACGCGAAGUACAAGUCCGUCAGGCAAUAAGGACGUCCCGGGCCAAGAGUUCGAGCGGUGGCAACACAUCACAUACACCCAACCGCGUAAAACACGAGGGCAGCGGGAUUCUAGGGAGCGUCGUCAGUGAUCGCGGUGGCAUUAUGGGGUUUGAUCCGGAUAUCCCGCCACAUCUGCCACAUCAUCUCAGUCGUCGCUCGUCCGUCUCGUCCCAUGCUGAGUCAGGUGCUCCGCUGCAUGCGACCCCAGCCCAAUUACAAUCGACCACCGACUACAAUGCACUUGCGAUGCAGUCUUUGAAUGAAGGGAAUGGAGAUGCAAAGCCAGUCGAUGCUUUGGCCUUGCUUCCUUCACCCGAUGCGUGUCCGACCAUCCCAAUUCACCCCCCUGCGACGGUUGACGGGAGUGCCGCGGGACACCGAGGGAUUUCUCGAAAACAUGUCAAGAUCGCGUACAAUUUUGAUCGCAAUCUGUUCGAAAUGGAAGUAAUGGGACGGAACGGCGCCUUUAUCGGGGCAGACUGGCUAUCGCCAGGUCAAGUAAGACCUUUGCACAGUGGCGAUUAUAUUCAGAUUGGAGGCGUCCGCAUCCGCUUCCUGCUUCCCGACGUGCCAAUUGGAGAAACCGGUGCGGAUAGAGAGGAGGAGCCGUAUGCUGCCGAAGAAGAGAAGACGCAGGCUUCCACGACCGCCGAGAAUGAGACGGCGGUUCAAAAACGCGGGCCUGAUAGUUCGGAGAACAAGGAGGCCCCGAAGACCACGAAGAUCAUUCUGAAGACCCGGGAACCGGAAUCGGCGCGGCCGGUGCAAUCCGUUGAAGGAUCCGGGGACAUCACUCAGCAGCCUGUUCGACGUCGUGGCCCUGGACGGCCCCCGAAGGACGGCAUCAUGUCCAAACGCGAACGAGCCGAAUUGGCCAGAGAACAGAAGUUGGCUGCGAAGCGCGAGGCGAAUGGGGGCGUCACUCCUCCGCCUGUGAACCGAUCCAAGGCCGGAAAGGCUCCGGCACCAACUGCGACUGCAACGACACCCAAAGACUCCAUGGGCGGCGAGUCUCCUGGGUCCAAGCCCGAGAAGCGCAAGUACACCAAGAGGAAGAAGCCCGAUGGCACGCCGAUGGACUUUCCACUGCCAUCCACGGAAGGCGGCCAGUUUCCCAUGGAACACCGUCCGGAGGAGUUUAUCAAGGCACCUCCAGUCAAGAAGCGCAAGCCGUCACGCUCGCCAUCACCGAACUAUCCGCCCGAGUCUGCGUACACGCCGGAGGAUCUGGCCAAACCGCCGUACAACUAUGCUGUCCUCAUCUUCGAUGCUCUCACAGAGGCUGGCACUCCGAUGACGCUCAAGCAAAUCUACCGCGCGCUGAAGUUGAAAUACCCGUAUUUCCGAUUCAAGUGCGAAACGGAAGGCUGGACAUCCAGUGUGCGACACAACCUCAAUGGCAACAGCCAUCUGUUCAUGCAUGCCGAGCGUGAUGGUAAAGGAUGGUCGUGGCAGCUGCGCCCCGGGGCAUCGGUCGAGAAGGAGAAGAAGCGACGGCCUUCGCCUCCUCCGCCAGCAUCGCAGCCCCCGUCUGCCCCGGCCGCUACUCCACAGUACAUGCCUCAGCUGAAUCCAACGUACGGCAGUCAGAAUGGACAGCCUGGCAUGGCCAACCCGCACUUCCAAUUCCCGUCAAUGCCGGCCAAUCCUUAUGCAGCGCCUCCCCCAGUCCCUACCCCCAAUCCUCCUCCUGCGCCUCACCAUACGAGCCCCUAUCCACCUCCUACUCAAGCCGCCGCCUCUACCCCCUUCCCGAUACCCAGUCCGCUCCGAAACAACCUCCCACCUGCGUUUGCACAAACUACACCCUCGACCUAUACCUCGCCUUAUGCCUCGGAUCCGCCACCGCAGCUGGUUCAGCUGCAGCAGUCACAACAGACGCAGACGAUGCCACCCCAACCGCAGCACCAGUCUCCCUAUCCUCCACCCAAUCCACCGUCUAUGCCCCAUAUAAAUGCACCGCAUCAAGGUCAUCCUCCACCGCCGCCACCGGGUCCUCCUAUGCAGCACCCGCCCAAUAUGGGCAUCGGCCACGAUCCUGGGCCAAGUCCCAUGGACAAUUCGGAGGCGUCGUCGUUCAAUGAGCGAGCCAACAAGGCCAUUGACGACUUCGAAGCGGUGCUGAUGGAAGACUAUGAGGACAAGAACUACAUCCGGGAAGUGCUCAAGAGUGCCCGCGCUCGUGUUCUGGGCAAUGCCACGGACAGUUCGUUCCCCGGUGGUGAGCCAAAGGACGAGGCGGUCAUUCUGGAUGCGCUCCGCAACCUGAUUGGGAGUCUGAAGGACGAAUAG